Funneliformis caledonium is the source of this 247-nucleotide messenger RNA. Lineage: Eukaryota; Fungi; Glomeromycota; Glomeromycetes; Glomerales; Glomeraceae. The record is from the annotation of a GenBank genome assembly.
AUGCCUGUACUUCAAAAUAUUAAAAAAUAUAUCUGCUGCGGGAAUUCAGCGCAAGAUUCGGAUGACAAUAAAACUUCUACAAUAAAAUUAAUUGAAUUGAAUCUUGAGAGAUCUCUUGCUUCAAAUGCGCCAGAUUCAAAUGCUUUGGAAACUUCUGCAUCUAUUAUGCAAAACGACCCUGAUCUCGAGCAAACACCUACACCAAAUGGGAUAGGUUCGAAUUUCGAUAAUAUUUCUACUCCAAAUG